GCAACGCAAAAAAAUUCCGACUAAAAUCUAAAAAGAGGAUCGUCGUAGAAAUCAAAUCGAAUUAAGAGAGUUCCGGAGAAAAAUUCAAUGGCUUCGUCGAAGGAAAUGAAGAAGGAGAGAGCAGAGGUGGCGGCGAGGGUUGCUGCUUCCGAUCUGAGAGACAUUAACAGAGAGGAAGAGCGGCAGGCAGCGGCGGCGCCGCAAAAGACAGAGAAGAAUGCCACGGUGGAGGUUUUCGAGGCGGACCGAGAACAGCAACAGAGGCCUGGCGUGAUUGGGUCAGUACUGAGGGCGGUGCAUGACACAUAUGAACAUGCUAAGGAAGCGGUGGUCGGAAAAAGCCAUGAAGCGGAGGAGCGAAACCGAGAAACGAAGGAUUGGUCGGCGGAGAAGGCAAAAGAGACCACCGAGGAGGCAGGGAGGAAAAUGGACGAGUACGGAAGUGCUGUUGGGAGUAAGGCAAGGGAGACGAAGGAAGCUGCCGAAGAGAGAGCGGCGGCGGCAAGAGGGAAGAUGAGUGAGUAUGAAGAGAAAACAAUGGAUAAAACCAGCGAAUAUAAGGAUGCAGCGGCGAGAAAAGCAGAGGAAUACAAAGAUUACACGGCGGAGAAAACAGCGGAGGCUAAAGGAAAGGCCAGCGAGUACAAGGACACUGCAGCGGAGAAGGCGAGGGAAGCGAAGGAUGCAGCGGCGAGGAAAGCAGAGGAAUACAAAGAUUACACGGCGGAGAAAACAGCGGAGGCUAAAGGAAAGGCCAGCGAAUACAAGGAUUCUGCAGCGGAGAAGGCGAGGGAAGCGAAGGAUGCAGCGGCGAGAAAAGCGGUGGAAUAUAAGGACUACACUGCAGAGAAGGCGGCGGAGGCUACAGGCGCCGCUAAAGGAAAGGCCAGUGAGUAUACGAAUGCUGCAGCGGAGAAGGCGAGGGAAACUAAGGAUGCUGCAGCGGAGAAGGCGAGGGAAGCUAAGGAUGCUGCAGCGAGAAAAGCAGGGGAAUACAGAGAUUACACAGCUGAGAAGGCGAGGGGAGCAACGGAAACGGUAAAGGAGAAGGCUGGUGAGUACAAGGAUUAUGCAGCGGAGAAGGCAAAUCAAGCAAAGGAGAAGGCGGCGGAGUAUAAGGAUUAUACAGUGGAUAAGGCGAAGGAGACGACGGAUGCGGCGGCAAGAAAAACAGGAGAGUAUAAAGACUAUGCAGCGGAGAAAGCGAGGGAGACGACAGAUUACACGGCGGAUAAGGCGAAAGAAGGGAAGGACACGACGGUGAGCAAACUUGGGGAACUGAAAGAUUCAGCAGCGGAUGCUGCAAAGAGAGCAAUGGAAUACUUUACUGGAAAGAAAGAGGAAGUCAAGGAGAAAGCAUACGAAACAAAAGAUGUCGCUAAGGAAUGGCAGGAAAAGAUGGGGGAAUCAGAGGACGAUACAAGAAGGAAAAUGGAGGAUUUAAGGCUGCAGGGAGAAGGAAGGAGGGGCAGCACUGAAGCAGCAAAAGUCACACUUGAACAUAACAGAGGCCGUGGCGGGGAGGGAGAGGUGGUGGUAGGUUUGGAGGAGACACGACCGGGUGCGCUGGCCUCGACUUUGAAGCAGGCAGACGACAUGGCGGGACAGUCGUUUAACGAUGUGGGUCGAAUGGAUGAGGAGGGAGUUGUGCGCUCAAAGGAUCGUCAAGGCAAGAUGUGAAUCUGAUGCGAAAAUUCUCUAAGGGGGGCAUUCUGUUUGUUGAUCAUAUGAUCUGCCUUUUUUUUUUUUUUUUUUUUUUUAAUAAUGAUUUUCAUAUUUUAGAAGGUCACGGUUGUUGCUUUGCUUAUUUUGGACCUCCUUUGGUUCUCCUUUGUCUAAGAACUCUGUAACAAAAGAAAAAUGUUGAUGUUAAUGACUAUGAUGUUAGUGUAUAGUAUAUCCAAUUACUAUAAUUUUCGCUGA
Messenger RNA from Cucumis melo (muskmelon), 1923 nucleotides. RefSeq names its product embryonic protein DC-8. The transcript has 3 exons. NCBI's taxonomy places the organism in Eukaryota, Viridiplantae, Streptophyta, Magnoliopsida, Cucurbitales, Cucurbitaceae. Bases 88 to 1680 code for a protein of 530 amino acids. The record is from RefSeq and is a predicted model, not a curated record.